This is a messenger RNA of Metarhizium acridum CQMa 102, 4137 nucleotides long. RefSeq lists its product as uncharacterized. Gene Ontology annotation, molecular function: ATP hydrolysis activity; ABC-type transporter activity; ATP binding. The record is from RefSeq and is a predicted model, not a curated record. Gene Ontology annotation, cellular component: membrane. Gene Ontology annotation, biological process: transmembrane transport. Lineage: Eukaryota; Fungi; Ascomycota; Sordariomycetes; Hypocreales; Clavicipitaceae.
AUGGCUUCUGCCAGCUUUGACUAUCUGCCAGACAGCAUGUCGACCACGUCUGACGCGGAGAAAGCAGAAAAACCAGCAUCUGUGGAUACGGCUUCAAUCCAUAAGAAAGAGGACGUUGGCGUUGAUGAGAGACGCUUUUCAGUAUCUGGCGCAGGCAACCUGUCUCUUGACGAUGUCGCCGCCGUGGACGUCCGGAUUCGAGACCUUUCCGUGUCGGUCAACACAGCGCCGUCGUGGCUCGAACCGGCUACAUACCAGGACUUGUUCCAUGCCAAGUUCAACACCACGCCGCGUAUUAAGCAUCUUCUCGAAUCUGUUGCUGCGCAUCUACAACCGGGAACGCUAACAGCCAUCAUCGGCGGAAGUGGUUCCGGAAAGACGACGCUGCUCAACACCAUGGCCGAGCGCAUCAUCAGCCCAAGACUAACUCAGAAGGGCCAUGUGGUGUUUAACAGUCAGACAGGCGUCCAUAACAUUCGCCACGCCUACGUCAUGCAGCAGGACACUCUACUCCCGACCUUGACGGUGCGAGAGACUCUCCAUUAUUCUGCGGCGCUACGGCUUCCCUCGACCACGUCUGCUGAGGAUCGACAUCGUGUUGUUGAAGAGGUCAUUCGCGAACUGGGACUCAAGGAAUGCGCAAAUACCAGAAUUGGCAACAGUCAACACCGUGGGUGCUCUGGAGGAGAGAAGAGACGGGUCAGCAUUGGUGUGCAACUCCUCGCUAAUCCCUCUGUUCUAUUCUUGGAUGAACCGACGACCGGACUUGAUGCUACAAGCGCCUUUCAACUUGUGCGGACUCUAAAGGCCCUUGCUCAAAAAGGCCGAACAGUGAUUACAACCAUUCACCAACCUCGCUCUGAGAUUUGGAACCUGUUUGACAACUUGGUGGUAUUGUCCAAGGGUGGUCCGGUAUACGCAGGUCCUAUCCCGGACUGUCUUCCCUGGUUCAAGGGCCAGGGGUUCCCGUUGCCGCCUUUCGUCAACCCCGCCGAGUUUAUCAUUGACAUUGCAGCUGUAGAUAACCGGACUCCCGAGCUUGAAGCUGAUACUAGUGCCAGAGUUCGUGACCUCAAGGCAGCCUGGGCAGAAGAGAGCGCCAAACGCUACCCGCCACUCCUCCAAGUUGUCGACAACAAGAACCGUAAACAAAGCUCAAUUGCGAAAACCCAUGCGAGCUUCUUCCGCCAACUGCAAGUCUUGACGGACCGUACCCUCAAGGUGACGUACCGUGACCCGUUGGGCAUGGCAGCUGCAAUAAUCGAAGCAGUGCUCAUGGGGAUUGUUACGGGGUACAUUUUCUUCGAUCUCGGCCGUGACCAGGCCGGAAUUCGAUCUAGGGAGGGAGGUCUCUAUACGGCGGCCGGUCUGCAGGGAUAUUUGAUACUUCUCUUCGAGGUGUACCGCAUGACCAUCGACAUCCCAAUAUUCGACAGAGAGUCAUCAGACAAUUGUGUCGACUCCUUGCCAUAUGUUCUCUCGAGGCGACUGGCCAGACUGCCCACCGAGGAUCUUCCGGUGCCGUUUCUCUUUUCCGUGCUGGUAUACUUCAUGGCUGGAUUUGAGCGGACAGUGAGCAAGUUCUUUGUAUUCUUUGCAAUCACCCUUGCCAACCACUUUGUGUCUGUUUGUUGUGCAAUGACCUGCGUCGUGGCAGUCAGACACUUUGCCGGCGCGAGUCUGAUUGCUAAUCUUGCCUACACGAUUCAAAGUAUUGCUUGUGGAAUGUUUGUUCAGGUGAACACCAUGCCCGUCUAUGUCAGAUGGAUCAAGUGGAUAGCCUACAAUUUCUACGCUUUCAGCGCAUACGCAGGAAACGAAUUUGAGGGCAAUUUCUAUGACUGCCCCCUCCCAGGGGGUCAAUCGAACCCAGCUUGUAACCAGUACAGCGGUGACUAUGUGAUGGCAUCGCUUGGGUUCCCUGGCCACUGGGUAGCUCGACCCAUCAUCAUUCUCACGUCCUUUAUAGUCUUCUUUAUCAGCCUAUCCGUCUUCGGACUGCACUUCCGAAAAGUCGAAAUCACUAUUGCCCGCGCACGUUCACCAGACACGGACUUGUCCGCCGGCAAAGAGAAAAUGACAGCCCAGUCUAUUUCAGAAGUCCGAGCCAUUGACCUGGGCCUCGACAGCUUUGCCCUGAGCCUCGACAAGAGAAACAUGUACGGCAAGAAGCUACCCCGAAGGACAAUCUUAAAUCCGGUCUCAACCACGUUCAAGGCAGGCGUGUUGAACGUCAUCAUGGGUCCAUCGGGAAGUGGCAAGACAUCGCUUCUCAACGCCAUGGCGCUGCGACUGCGAAACUCGGUCGGAACCAAAUACCGGCCGUCUGGAAGAUUGACCUUCAACAGCGCCGUGCCUUCCGACUCGGUCAUUCGAUCAGUCUGUUCCUACGUCUGCCAAGAUGAUGACGCUCUGCUUCCGUCCCUGACGGUACGCGAGACCUUGCGAUUUGCUGCCGGACUCCGGCUCCCUUCGUUUAUGAGCACCGAGGAGAAAUACCGUUGCGCCGAAGACGUGCUUAUGAAAAUGGGCCUCAAGGACUGCGCCAACGAUUUGAUUGGCAGCGACAUGAUCAAGGGCAUUUCAGGCGGUGAAAAGCGCCGUGUCUCCAUUGCUGUACAAGUUCUCACGGAUCCUCGAAUUUUGCUUCUCGACGAGCCAACUUCUGGCUUGGACGCUUUUACCGCAAGUUCCAUCAUGGAAGUGCUGCAAGGGUUGGCGAACGAGGGGCGGACGCUCAUCUUGACUAUACAUCAAGCCCGAUCGGAUCUAUUCAAACACUUUGGGAAUGUGCUUCUUCUUGCGAGGGGAGGGUUCCCGGUAUAUGCGGGCCCCGCGAAGCAAAUGCUGGGAUACUUUGGCAAACAUGGAUACGAUUGCCCCCAGCACACGAAUCCGGCCGACUUUGCGCUCGAUAUGAUUACUAUAGAUCUUCAACAAGAUGAUCGCGAAGCAGAGAGUCGGGCGCGAGUACAGACGUUAAUAGAACACUGGGGCACUGGUGGACCGGAUGAACUGGACAGCACGGUGAACCGGCGGUUAUCUGAAAUCCAAGAGGCAGAUGAGCCAAGUGAGAAGCCAUCCGAGCUUCCCGUCCAGAAUGUGAAUGGCGAAGAGAAAAAGCCAACGACGAAAAGUAUCUUGGCCACCGCGGGAGAGGGCCAAACAUCUAGUGGCUCGCAGGCACCACCGACUCGACGGUCUUUCAACAAGGCCAAGGUAUCUACGCCUGCGGAAUUAGGAGCCCUCGUGCGCAAACGUGCAUCAAUCUUCAUAGCACUGCCACUUCUGCUUCGGCGAGCCGUCAUCAACACUCGCAGACAGCCGCAGCUCAUCAUGGCACGCACCAUGCAGGUUGUCGGGCUCGCAGCCGUCUUCACGCUCUUCUUUGCACCGGUAGGCAACGAUUACUACGCCAUUCAAAACCGCAUGGGCUUCGUCCAGCAGAUAGGAGCAUUUUACUUUGUCGGCAUGCUGCAAAAUGUCGCCGUGUAUCCGAAUGAGCGAGACGUCUUUUACCGCGAGGAUGACGACGGCGUGUAUAGCGUCGAGGCCUUCCUCGCCUCAUACACAUUAAUCGAAGUGCCCUUCGAAAUCAUCAGCUGUCUUCUAUUUGGCGUCUUGGGCGCCUUUGCAAUUGGACUUCCGAGAACAGUUACCAUGUACUUCGUCUGCGUCUUCGCCUGCUUCGGCGUGGUGUCUUGUGGAGAGAGCCUGGGAGUCAUGUUCAAUACCCUUUUCGCUCAUACAGGCUUCGCGGUCAACAUCAUGGGCAUCUUGCUCUCUGUGGCAAACUCCAUGUCCGGAGUGCUUUCCAUCAACAUGCCGGACUUGUUCAAGGCGGUCAAUUACCUGUCCCCCAUUCGGUACGCGACCCGGUCCGUCGCUCCGUACUCGUUGCGAGAUAUCAAAUUUACAUGCAAUAGUGCGCAGCGGCUUCCAGACGGAAGCUGUCCCAUUGAGACGGGUGAAGAGGUGCUGGAUUUGUACAACUUUAAUGUCGACCCUGUUGUCAAUGUUGCGUGUAUGGCGGCGUGUAUUGUGGCAUACAGGCUCACAGCUUGGGCACUGUUGAAACUUAUGAGGGCGCGCUGGGCGGAUAGAAAGAGGCGAGAGAGCAGUGAAAUUAAACCGUGA